AUGCGCUAUUUAGCAUAUUCACUGCUUGUCUUGCUGUUUUGCUCGGCUCUUGGUGCUGAUGAGAAGAAGGAAGACGUUAAGAAGUUGCCAAAAUGCAAUCAUAUCGAUCCCUAUGUCGACUUGGAAGGAUGGCUGAAAUUAGAGCAGCUUGGCAAACGCGAAUGCAAUCAUACAACGAUUUUGGACGAUCUCAGCGAGGAGGAAAAGAAAAAGUAUGAUUGGGGAAGCAAGAGUUUUGCUUUCGAUGCUUUAGCUAGUGAAAAGCUUGGCCCAAACAGAGAGGUUGGAGCUCAAGCGCAUGAAUUAUGCGCAAAGGAACAAUAUGAUGCUGAAUUAUCCACCUCAAUUGUCGUCAUUCACCAUAAUGAAGCGCUUUCAACAAUUCUUCGAAUGCUUGAAGGAAUCUUCAAGUACACCCCAGCGAAACUGUUGAAGGAAAUUGUCAUUUAUGAGGAUGCUUCUGAGGAAGAGCACGUUUUGACAAAACACUUGGAGAAAUACGCGAAACUUCGUGGUGUUGAGGAUAAGUUGGUGAUUUCGAGAAGCGAAUAUCGUCAGGGAUUGAUUAAAGCCAAGGUUCGUGCUUCCCGCCUCGCCAAGGGAGACGUCAUUGUGUUCAUGGACAGUCACUGCGAAGUUUCCGAGAGAUGGCUUGAACCACUUCUCCAGCCAAUUAAGGAGAAUCCAAAAGCCGUUGUUCUUCCUGUUGUCGAUUUGAUCAACCCGGUAUCGUUCGAAUAUUCGAAGAGCAUGGUAGCGAAGAGCGGAUUCGAUUGGGGAUUGACAUUCAAAUGGAUCUACCUUCCAUGGGAAUACUUUGAGACACCGGAAAAUAAUGUGAAACCAUUCGAAUCGCCAGCUAUGCCGGGAGGUCUUCUCGCAAUCCGCCGUGAUUAUUUCAAGGAACUCGGAGAAUAUGACAUGGGAAUGGAGAUUUGGGGAUCGGAGAACAUCGAACUCUCACUCAAGACAUGGCUUUGCGGCGGAAAAGUGCUUGUUGCUCCGUGCUCGCGCGUCGGACACGUCUUCCGAAUGCGCCGGCCGUAUUCGUCGAAGCCUGGAAUGGACACCGCAUUGUACAAUGCCGUGAGAGUGGCAAAAACGUGGCUCGGCGAUUAUCAGAAGCAUUUCUUCAAAGCGAAGCCGCGAGGAGAGAAAAUCGUGUUCGGCGAUAUCAGCGACACCAUUGAAAUCCGCGAUCGCCUCAAAUGCAAGGACAUGAAAUGGUUCAUCGAAAACGUGUAUCCGGAAUUGAAGCCCAACGUUCACGACGAGUUGUAG
This is a messenger RNA of Caenorhabditis bovis, 1281 nucleotides long. The record is from the annotation of a GenBank genome assembly. Lineage: Eukaryota; Metazoa; Nematoda; Chromadorea; Rhabditida; Rhabditidae.